AUGAGCUUAGACUACAAGAAAGGAUUCACUGCCUUCAUUGGCAUCGGCUGUGCCGCACCAGCCUUGGCGUUGGUGGCUGGCUUCCCCGAUGCCAUUUGCUCUGGAUUGGGUGUCCCACACGAACAAUGGACCAAAUCCAAAGAAGCCUUGAUGGGUUUGUACUUGUACACGAUCUCGGACAUCGCCUUGGGUGCCUUGUGUGGGGCUGCCUUGAUGGAGAAGACUUCCACUGCUCUAGCAUUGGGAGCGGCAGCUGUCCAUCAAGUCUCCUAUGUCAGUGCGGCAACAGCUGUGUAUGGCUUUCGCAAGGAACAUGUUGCCAGUGUGAUAACGGCAGCCAUUGCAACUGCCUUGGCAUUGAAGGAAUAG
This is a messenger RNA of Cylindrotheca closterium, 369 nucleotides long. NCBI's taxonomy places the organism in Eukaryota, Bacillariophyta, Bacillariophyceae, Bacillariales, Bacillariaceae. The record is from the annotation of a GenBank genome assembly.